Ilex paraguariensis (yerba mate) is the source of this 3249-nucleotide messenger RNA. The record is from the annotation of a GenBank genome assembly. NCBI's taxonomy places the organism in Eukaryota, Viridiplantae, Streptophyta, Magnoliopsida, Aquifoliales, Aquifoliaceae.
AUGCAUAACCAGUGGCAAAAUCAGUCCAGACCAGAUUCAAGAUCCCAGUGCAAGAUCUCUGCCCAAAACAGAUUAGAAGAACACGAAAGAGCCAAGGAACAACUGAGAGGUGAAAUCGCUGGUGUACAGUUUAGUCAAGGCACACUAUGGAAUAUUUGGAAAAGAAUUUACACCAACAUCAUAGAUAUUAAUGCAGGAACGGUAUUUGGCGUGCUGUGUGAAGCUCAGUAUUUUCAGAAUGUCAUGCGUGUUGGCUACAGGCUAAGAGCAACUCUGCUAUACCGCUGGCAGCUCUUUUGGUUUUCUCUUAGGGUUGAGCUAGUCAAUUUGGGUCACCUCUCUUGCUGGAUCCAUAUGGUCAGCCCUAGCAGUGUUCUGCUGGGGCAGAUUGCUGCAGUAUUCCGCAAGUCUCUAAGGCUAACUCAUGAGAGUCGCAAAAAGUUCGCUUCUGGAAAAAUAACCAACUUGAUGACAACAGAUGCAGAAGCACUCCAGCAAAUAUGUCAAUCACUUCACACUUUGUGGUCAGCUCCUUUUCGUAUCAUAAUCGCAAUGGUUCUUCUUUACCAGCAACUGGGUGUUGCUUCACUUCUUGGUGCACUGAUGCUAGUUCUUAUGUUCCCGAUACAGACGUACGUGAUAAGCAAAAUGCAGAAAUUGUCAAAGGAAGGGUUACAACGCACGGACAAGAGAAUUGGACUUAUGAAUGAAAUUUUGGCUGCCAUGGAUACUGUGAAAUGUUAUGCAUGGGAGGGAAGUUUUCAAUCAAAAGUUCAGAGUGUUCGAAAUGAGGAGCUGUCUUGGUUUCGGAGCGCGCAAAUACUUGGAUCGUUUAACAGUUUUAUUCUAAACAGUAUUCCAGUUGUGGUGACUGUAAUUUCGUUUGGAAUAUUCAGUCUACUUGGAGGGGAUCUGACACCUGCCAGGGCAUUUACAUCGCUUUCUUUGUUUGCUGUGCUACGUUUUCCGUUGUUCAUGCUGCCUAAUAUAAUAACUCAGGUCGUAAAUGCAAACGUAUCUCUAAAACGUCUGGAGGAACUUCUCUUGGCUGAAGCGAGAAUUCUACUUCCUAACCCACCUCUUGAACCAGGAAUUCCAGCGAUCUCAAUCAGGAAUGGAUACUUUUCUUGGGAAUCGAAGGCAGAUAAGCCAACAUUGUCAAAUAUCAAUUUGGAUAUACCAAUUGGGAGUUUAGUAGCAGUUGUUGGCAGUACUGGAGAAGGAAAGACAUCUCUUGUAUCAGCAAUGCUUGGAGAGCUUCCUGCAGUUGCUGAUGCAAGUGUUGUUAUCAGAGGAACAGUUGCCUAUGUCCCACAAGUUUCAUGGAUUUUCAAUGCAACGGUCCGUGAGAACAUAUUGUUUGGAUCUGUGUUUGAAGCUGCAAGGUAUGACAAGGCAAUAGAUGUGACUUCAUUGCAGCAUGACCUUGAUUUGCUUUCUGGCGGUGACCUUACUGAGAUUGGUGAAAGAGGGGUUAAUAUUAGUGGAGGACAAAAGCAAAGAGUUUCCAUGGCUAGGGCUGUGUACUCCAAUUCAGAUGUUUACAUAUUUGAUGACCCUUUAAGUGCUCUAGAUGCGCAUGUGGGUCGACAGGUUUUUGAAAAAUGCAUCAAGGCAGAGCUAAGAGGAAAAACCAGAGUUUUAGUCACAAAUCAGCUGCAUUUUCUUUCACAAGUAGACAGAAUUAUACUGGUGAAUGAUGGCAUGGUGAAGGAGGAGGGGACUUUUGAAUACCUUUCUAAUCAUGGAGUGCUGUUCCAAAAACUAAUGGAAAAUGCCGGGAAAAUGGAAGAAUAUGUGGAAGAAAAUGAAGAUGUUGAAAGCAUUGCUAAUAAAACUUCCGAAUCUCUUCCUAAUGGCGACACCAAUGGGUUGCCUAAAGAUGCAAGUCACACUAAUAAAAGAAAAGAAGGCAAAUCUAUUCUUAUUAAGCAGGAAGAACGGGAAACAGGUGUUGUCAGUUGGAAUGUUUUGAUGAGAUAUAAGAAUGCAUUGGGAGGCACAUGGGUAGUAAUGAUACUCUUUUCGUGCUAUGUUCUAACUGAAAUUCUCCGAAUUUUAAGUAGCACAUGGUUAAGUGCUUGGACAGAUACAAGCAGUCAAAAGAGAUAUGAGCCUGGUUUCUACAAUCUGAUAUAUUCACUCCUAUCAUUUGGUCAAGUUUUGGUGACAUUGGUAAAUUCAUUUUGGUUGGUUACAUCUAGCCUCUAUGCGGCCAGAAGGUUGCAUGAAGCUAUGCUUCACUCUAUAUUAAGAGCUCCGAUGGUCUUCUUCCACACCAAUCCUCUUGGACGGAUUAUCAAUAGGUUUGCGAAGGAUUUAGGUGACAUAGAUCGAAAUGUUGCCCCUUUUGCGAAUAUGUUUCUCAGCCAGGUGUCGCAGCUGAUUUCAACUUUUGUGCUGAUUGGAGUUGUGAGCACGAUGUCCCUGUGGGCUAUUAUGCCACUUCUGGUUUUGUUCUAUGGAGCGUAUCUAUAUUAUCAGAGCACAGCCCGUGAAGUGAAGCGCUUAGAUUCCAUUACCAGGUCUCCUGUGUAUGCACAAUUCAGCGAAGCCUUGAACGGCCUUUCAACCAUACGUGCAUACAAAGCAUAUGAUCGAAUGGCCAACAUUAAUGGGAAAUCGAUGGACACCAAUGUCAGGUUCACUCUUGUGAACAUGAGUGGCAACCGCUGGCUUGCUAUUCGUUUGGAGACAUUGGGGGGCCUUAUGAUUUGGCUUACUGCAACCUUUGCAGUCAUGCAGAAUGGAAGGGCAGAGAACCAGGAGGCAUUUGCCUCUACAAUGGGUCUGCUUCUUAGUUAUGCAUUAAAUAUUACAAGCUUAUUGACUGGUGUACUGAGGCUUGCAAGUCUGGCUGAAAAUAGUUUGAAUGCUGUUGAGCGGGUUGGCACAUAUAUAGAGUUACCUUCAGAGGGUCCAGCUAUUAUUGAGACUAACCGUCCUCCUCCCGGAUGGCCUUCAUCAGGAUCUAUCAGGUUUGAAGAUGUUGUCCUCCGUUAUAGGCCUGAACUUCCUCCCGUACUGCAUGGUUUAUCCUUUACUGUUAGUCCAAGUGACAAGGUCGGAAUUGUUGGAAGAACGGGAGCAGGGAAAUCUAGCAUGUUGAAUGCAUUAUUUCGGAUUGUAGAACUGGAAAGAGGAAGGAUCUUAAUUGAUGACUAUGAUAUUGCAAAAUUUGGAUUGACAGAUCUUCGAAAAGUUCUUGGUAUUAUACCACAAGCACCAGUUCUUUUCUCAGCCCAGUGA